Paramecium sonneborni is the source of this 5740-nucleotide messenger RNA. Lineage: Eukaryota; Ciliophora; Oligohymenophorea; Peniculida; Parameciidae. The record is from the annotation of a GenBank genome assembly.
AUGAAAUGGAAUUUUUUAAGGGAAUUCAUAAGUUUAAUCAUUUAAACAAACCUUUCACCAUCUUUAAAUAAUUCUUAUUUCACAACAUUUUAGAUUACAGUCUACUAUUUGUAGUUAACAUAUUUCUUAAUAAGUGAAAAUAAUGAAUACAUUUAUCGUUUAAUCAAUGCAUUAUCAAGGAUUAGUUUGAUAACUCCAUUAUUUAUAGAGAAAUAUGAAAUCAACUUAUUGAUUGGAGUCAUUAUAAUAGUAAUAAAUGUAAUUCCAUACAUAAUUGUAAUUUAUAGAAAAAUAAAGAAUGUGAACAAGGAAGUAGGUAAUAUUUCUAAAAGCAUAUUACAAGUAUGAAUAUUAUAAUAUUUACAGAUUGCAACGAUGAUAAUAAACUUUUAUUUUCUAUAUUUUACUUGGUUUCUGUAUUUACCUUAAUUAUACUAUAUUGGAUGGAAUUUUAUCUAAUAAGAAACCUCACUUGUAAUUAUAUCUAUAAUUGUUCUAAUUUUCACAGUAUUAAGUUUGAUAAUUUCGAAUGUUUAUUUUGUAAAUUUUGAAUUCAAUGAACAACAUUUAAGAAAGCAUUUUUCCUAUAAUAAUUUGAUUGCAUAGACUUUAGUGAUUCCAAUGGCUAUUCUCUAUUUGAAAAAUGAUGACAUAACAUAAUUAAUGAGUAGAACUCUACAUGGAUUAAUUUUAUUGAUGUAAAUUUAUGAAGCAUAUUUUUAAUUACCCUUUGGGUAAGUAAUUGAUAAAAUUAUUUUAGAUUUUCAUAAUAAGGAUAUAUAUUUAAUCGAGCUUUAAUGACUCAUUCGGUAGUAUUUCUGUUUUCUUCCAUUAUAGCGUUAAGUACUGCAAAUCCUCAUAGUUUGGCAACAAUAAUGCUAAUUAUGUAGCCAGUUGUAUAAUAUUUGUUUUAAAUUGUUUUUGAUAGCAAAAGAGCUAAUGCUUAUCUUUCAAUAAAUAAGACAAAUAAUUAAUACUAUGAACUAUUAUAUAUAGAAGAUUUUUUUGAAUUGAGUCAAUUGGCAUAGAAGAAUAAAACUAAGGAGAUUGAAUUAAUUUAAAAAUUCAGUCUUCAUAUGAAUAGAUGUCAUUCAACUAAAUGUUAAUGUAGAAAAAUAGGAUCAUUUAAAAUAUUAUUAUUUGAUGAAACUGUAUUAUUGAUUUCAUGUUUAUUUAAAGGAAGUUUUGAGAAACAUAAAUAAAACUGUUAGGAUUUAAGGGUUUUUGAAAUAUUCAGUUUGAAAUUCUUAACAUUUAUAAAUAAAUAUAAACAUAAUGCCCCUAAAACUUAUCAAGAAUUAAAGAUCUUUUUUUAGAAAAAGCGAGAUUAUUCAUUUUAUUUUAUAUAAAUGUGUUUAUUAUUAUAGUUUAUACUCUAAGCAUAAAUGUAGAAAGAUGAAGAUUAUAAUAUUAAUAAAGAGACUAGAGUUUCAAAUGUGAAAUUAUAGGUUAGCAAAAGUGAAAGAAGUAUAGUUUAAAAUCUCUAUUAAAUGGAGUAAGUGAAAUAAAAUAUGAUACCUCUUUUAACAGAAAUAAGUUAAUUUAAAUCUUAAUUUUGGAAGUCAUUUAAGGAAGGUAAAUUUUCAGAUUACAUUUAAAUUGAAGAAGAAAUAAAAAGAUUAUAGAAAUUAAGAGAUGAUGUAAUGUAUUAAUUUAAUAUUUAUUAUCAAAUAUUUUAUCAUAAUGGUAGAACUUUUAAUGUGCAAUUUUUGAAAGUUGAUGCUUUAAUAAAUUUAUUGUUGUUUAAUAAUGUAAGAAAAUAUUUUGAGAUGGAGAAAGGUAAAUAAUAAUAUAAUAAUUAGAAAGGCGAGAAAUUCUUUAAUUUGAGAAGAGUAUGAAUUCUUUUGAAAUAACAAAUAUAAACUUUUUUAAAGGUGAAGCAAUAUCAGUAAAAGUAUGUAUAGCAUUUGGUCCAAAUAUAGGAAAGGUUUUGAAUAAAGUAAUAUCUCCUUUGAUUCCAAAAUUUUUUGGGUUUGGUAAUUUUCCAAAUCCAAUUAAUUCAUUUAUUGAUUUCACAAAAGGUAAUAUAAAUACUUUGAUGCCAAAUUGGCUUGAACCUAUUCAUGAUGAAAUAAUGUAAAAUUAUAUAAGGAGAGGAGUAACAGCAAGAAUUGGGAAGUAUUUUUAAACAUUUGCAAAAUUAUAUGAUAAAACAUUGAUAAGAUGUUAAGUUUAUUUGGCAAAUAAUUUUAGUUAAGAAUUAGAGGAUGAUUUUACAAUGAUAGGAUGUUUAAAAUCAUUAGAAGAAGAGUAACCAAAGUUUAAAGGAGAUGAAGGAAAGAAAUUAAAGAAUAUAGCAUUUAAGGGUGCUUAACAUAUAUUAUUUGAUGUAAAUGGAAAUAUUAUGGGUAUAACAAAAGGUUUGUAUAAAAUGAUAGAGAGAUUAUAGAGAAUGGUAACAAAUAAAAAAGAAGCAACUUAUUUUGAAAAUGAUGAGAUAAUAUGUAGAUAAAAAUCAAAGUCAGAAAAUUCUUCAUUAGAAUCUGAAAGGUAUUUAUAAUAAAAUAUAUUGAGUUAUGAUGUAUUUGAUUAGAAAUGGUCAAAUGCAAUAUUAUAAAUAGAUGAUUUUUAUAAUAAGGUAUUGAUUUGGAUGAUUUUACCAUUUAUUUCAAGAGAAAUAGAAUCAACAGGGAUAGAAUUCUUAAUGAAUGGAUAGAAUGCUCCUAAAAAUAGAUAUGCUAAUUUAAUUGAUUUAGAUAAUGGAAAUUAAGUUGUUUAGAAUAAGGAAACUUAUUUAUUUAUACCUGAAGAUUUACAUUUAUUUGUUCAAUAAUAUGAGAAAGUAAUAUCAAAGAUUGUAGAUGAUUUAAGAGUUUAAUCAAACAAUUUUUCUUCUGGAAGUGCUUACAGAUAAAAAAGUGAUUAUCAAGAAAGUGAUUAAUAAGGUUUAGUUUAAGCAGUUACUAUUUUUAAUGAGAAAUUAUGUGUAUUUUUUUAUGAUGAACAUUUGAAAAGACAUUAAGCAUUAUUGUUUGGUUAAACUAGAUAAUCAGAAAUGCAAAAGAGUUAAGGAAUACCUUCAUCAAAAUCAUCAAUACCUGAUAAAUAGACAAUAAGUAGUGAAGAAGAUAGUGAAUAACUAAAAACUAGAGCUGAAAAGAUAUAUUAAGAUAGAUACUCUAAAUAUAUAGAGAAAUUUACACCUUAAGAUUUUAAUCCAAUACCAGUUGUUUAUUCUGUAUCUUAUGAGGAAUAUCGAUAUAAGAAAAAUGAUACAGAUCUUAAAUAAUAAAUGUUUGUAAUUGAAUUGAUUGUUAAUGAUUAAUAAUUGUUAAAUACAGAGAAGGGAUAUAAAAGAUAAUUAAGAGAGACUAUCAAGUAGACUUAUUAAAAUUACCAAUAGAAAAAGAUGUUGUUAGAAUAAAGAACAGAAGGAGGAGAAGAUUCUAUGAGUAUAUAAGGUAAUAUUAGUGAAUAAAGAAGUAUUCAUGAAGGAGACGUAAUUAAUUAUAAUUUUCCAUCUCAUCCUUCUCAUUAUUAUGAAGAUAUAUAUUUUGUAGAAAAUAAUUAGAUUCUAUAAACAGAUUAAAUUUAUAGUCCUAGAUAAGAUGGUAAAUCAGAGGGUCUUCUUUUAAGUGAUAGACAUAGACAAAGUAAACCAUUAUUAGAUAACGAUACAAAAACUUAAGGAGAAUUCAAAAAAAAGAGUCAUUUCUCUGUUAAAUCAGAACAUAGUAGAGAAGAAAUCUAAUUCAAAGGAUCAUACUAAAAUUUGAAAUUCCCAGAAAAAGAAAUUGCCUUAAAAACACUUAAUAGAAUUAAUUAAAAAAAAAAACAAUAAGAUUUCUAUAAUGAUAAUGAAUCUAAAAUGCCAAUAGAAAGCAAAGGCUCUUAAUAAUAAAUCUUUGAAGAGUUUCAAGUCAAAUAUUCUGAUGGAUUAAAACUUUUUGAUUCAUAAUUUAAAGUUGUCGAACAAAAAGUUUUAGAUAUGAAAAAUCCAAACUCUUACAAAAUUCAAAAUUAUUUGUUGAUUACAACAUUCAUUCUAAUAAUUAGUUAUAUUAUCCUUAUAUCAGUUGCAGUAUAAAAAUAAUAUGAUCUUACUGAAUGUUAUAAUUUACUUGAAUUAAUGAUAGCAACAUAAAAAUCUUAUUCUUAAAUUACUCAUAGUUUAUAUCGACUUGAAUUAUCAGAUUUAUUACAAAUUGAUAAUAUUGAUAAUUUAAAGUAAUUUUAUGAAAAGUAAAUCUUUUCUGAAUUAUAAGAAUUAAUAGAUAUUUCAAGUAAUUAAAUUAUUGAAAUAAAUAAAGCAUAAGUGAGUUUAGAUUAAUUUUAUGAUAUAGAAGAUGAAGUAUAGAUGUAACCAACAUUUUAAUAAACUAUUCAAUUCACACUUGGAUAAUUUUAUAAGUUAAAGUAAAAUGAAACAAGUAAUAUUUUAAAAUAUAAUACCUCUUUAACUUUAGCAUCUGUUGCCAAUCUUGAGGGAAUUGGAUAAUUACCAUAAAAGGCAUAUGAUUUGUGUUUUGACUAUAAGAUUUCAAAAGAAAAUAAUUAUUAGACUCUUUUAAUCAUUUACAUGGUAGUCAUCUUUUUCUUAGUUAUGAUUCUAUAAUUCUCUCAUAUUCCAUUAAUUGGAAAAUUAAGAAAGAAUCAUAGAACAUUUUAUAAAGAAAUUUUAAAAUUAUAAUUGAAUGAAGUCAAUGAUGAAAUAGAAAUUUAUGAAACAGUUGUUGCAAUAUUUAAAAAAUCUAUUUAUGAAUGGAUGUUAAUUGAUUUUGUUUAAGAAUCUUAAAUGUUUGAGAGUAGUAGAGAACAUAAAAAAAAGGCACUUACUCCAGGAAGAGAGAUGCAUACUGAUAUUAGUUCAGGAGCAGUUUCAUAAUCAAAUAAAAAAAAUAAAUUUAAAUUAAUGGAGAAAUUACAGAAAUCUUAAAUGAGAUAAGUAAAAUAUUUUGUAAUUUUAAUGGUUGGUUUAUUUGUUAUAUUAGCAUAUUUUCUAAUAAUAUUCUUAGUUAUUUUUAUUUUAUCAAAAGAUCUAUUGUCUAAUGUAGAAAUUCUAUUUAAAUUUAAAUUGGUUUAAUCUUCAGUAAUUAAUUUAAUUAAUAAUAUGGAUUUGGUAGCAUUUUCAAAUGUUAAUAAUAAAUUAUUUGAUAAUAUAAUGUCAGUAAAGAAUUAUAAAUCUUAUGCAUCAGUUUUAAGUGGUGAUACAACAGAUUACUUUGAAUAAUACUCAAACUAAUUUCUUUCAGCAUUAAGAGAUGAUAAUUUAAAAAAUGAUCUCGAUAUUAUAAAUUAAGAUAAUAUAUGUGAGAAUGGAAUAGGAAUUGAUUGCGAAUAAUCUGAUGCCAUUAUAUUAAAUCCUUGGCUUCUACCUUAUUAUUAAUAAGGAUUAAAAUCUUUGUUUACAUAAGUUGAUAAGAUUAUUUCUCAAUAUCCUUAAUUUUUUGAUGAUACAAAUGUAUAAAAUAGAGAUGAAUAAAUUGUGGAAUUUUAUUAAAGUUAAGAACAUUUAAUUUACAUAGAUUAUGGAAGUGAAUUAUUAAUUAAAGCUUAAAAGUAAAUAAUUGACACUGCUUAUAAGUAAUUUGAUUAAUCUUUGAAUUUUUACAAAUAAACAUUGUUAAUUUUUACAUUAAGUGUAGGAGUAGCAGGAUUUUGUAUAAUAGGUUUUUUAGGAAAUAUAAUAUUGAAGAUGUAAAAAGAUUCAAUAGAGACAUGUUAGGCAGGUUUAUUAUUAUUAUCUCCAAAACGAUACCUAAAUAAAUCUAUGGGUUUAUUAACAUAAAAAAAAUUGUGA